Molecule: messenger RNA, 888 nt
Organism: Vitis vinifera (wine grape)
Lineage: Eukaryota; Viridiplantae; Streptophyta; Magnoliopsida; Vitales; Vitaceae
Product: protein SAMBA
Exons: 3
Coding region: 180-500 (106 amino acids)
Biological process (GO): negative regulation of organ growth
Molecular function (GO): anaphase-promoting complex binding
Source: RefSeq, a predicted model, not a curated record
UUUUUAAAAUAUUUUUUAAAAAGUUCUUUCAUGAAAAAAUAGUUGAAAUAAGGGAAGAGAAAAAAAAAACUUGCCAUUAUUAUAUUCAAUCUUCAACGCAACCACUAUCAAGGAAAUAAAUGAUAAAACCAUUUUGAAACUUUCUGAAACUUCAUAGUUUUCCUGGAAAAGUAAAUGCGAUGAAUAGUACAUCACCAGCUCACUCUGUGAUAUCAGGCUCGGCUGUUGUAGGAGGAGGAAGUAGUAGUACUGCUUUGGCAUCGGAAGAUUUCCCUCUCCCUUCCGACCCCAUCUCCAUCCAAGAUCGAAAGGACGAGGCCCUACUCGUUCUGAAAUCUGAUUUGAUGGCUGCACUUAACAAGGAAGUUAAAUCCUUGGAUGAAGAUAACUGGAAGUUUGAUGGUCCUCGCUCCCGUAUUCACCUUUUAUCAAGACCAGGUGGUGUUCUCCACAAGCGGGUGGAAAGUACAAAUCAUCGCAACUUCCCCUUCCCAAAAUGAUUGGAAGUUCUUCAAAUAAGCAGCAUCUUAGAUGUGUGGAGUAUCAUUAAGAGGUUCUGCUUCUUUGACCAUCAGAAAUUGAUCCUAGCUACUCAUCUGGUGGGUUAAUCUUAAGUAGCAUAUGGCUGUAGAUCGUUUUAAGGACUGAGACCUUUGGGUCUGUUGCUUUCAUACAAUUUCAUGAAAAGUCUCCUCCCUUUUCUUUUCUUUUCUUUUAAUUAUUUGGAAAAAGUGAGUAAAACUUAUCAAGAAGCAAAUUGGUCAAUGUCUAAUUUUCUGCUUCUCCUGACUGUUAAUAGCAUACAUUGUUAUUUUGUAUUGACAGACAGACAUCUAAAAGAAAAAAAAAAAAAUUGUGAAACACAAUGGUCUGUUACAUUUUGGACAA